AAAUGGAGGCAUCAAAGAAGCUUUUUGCAAUGUUUCUCAUUUGCAUUUUUGUGAUUUCUUCAUCUGUAGACAUCUCCAUGGCUAGCAAAGCAAUUACCAAUGAAAAAUUCAGAAAAACAUAUGAACAUAUUGGAAGUGAAUUGGAUAAUUGCUACUAUAAAUGUAGCACUGUAUGUGCCACCACUGGCAGGCCUAAAGAUAGUUGUAAUACUCAAUGUGGAGGUGAUUGCGUUCAGAGGAUUCUCCAAGUUUUUGCAGAAGAUAUUGAGAAAAUGAAACAUUAAUUUGAAGCUUCAAGAUGGACCAAAGGACGCAAAAUAUAUUUCUUAGAGAGAAAGAAGAAUAAAACAAUGUUUUUUCAUCUGUGACGUUGUACUUUGUAAUUUUCAAAUUUAAUAAAUUCGUUUAAUUUU
This is a messenger RNA of Solanum stenotomum, 413 nucleotides long. RefSeq lists its product as uncharacterized. The record is from RefSeq and is a predicted model, not a curated record. Bases 3 to 284 code for a protein of 93 amino acids. The transcript is spliced from 2 exons. NCBI's taxonomy places the organism in Eukaryota, Viridiplantae, Streptophyta, Magnoliopsida, Solanales, Solanaceae.